AUGGCCAAUCCCAAAGUCACUGAGACUUUUGCUGAUAAAGAGAAAUUGACUGUUUGGUUUGAAAACUCGGCCAAGAGACAUUCCAACUGGAAUGUAACCAACACUCACUUUUCUCAGGCUACCAAUACAAUUAGUCCUAAAGAUGUUGCAUCAACUGUAUACUUUGUCUGUGACUACCAAGGCUUUCUCAAGAAGGCCAAGGUUCAAGAAACGGCUGGAAAACUAAAAGCAAAGAGGGUUCACACUGAAUCCAUCAAGGACGGCUGCAAAGCCAAGAUUAUCAAGAAGACCUUGCAUGAUGGGAGUGUCCAGGUAGAUUACCUGUGGCAGCAUGCAACCCACCAGCCUGAAAAGGUUCAAGAGAUGGUGCAGUCAAGACUCCCAUCUGAGGUCAAGCAGUGGAUUGUCUCCCAUGUAGACAACAACAUGGAUUGGAAGGCAAUCAAAACUUUGCUUCAAAUCAACCCUCACUUCCCAAUAUCUCUUCGCAUUAACUAUUAUGAUGUUCAAAACGUCAUCAAUGUACAUCUGAACAAUCUUUCAAGAGGAAAUGCUAUUGACAAGACAAGCCUUGAGCAAUGGAUUGAGUUCUUGGAAAAAGAAAAGAACUACCUGGUUCACAUUGUCUUCCAUGAAGUUGUGAAGAGCAACGUUACCAACAAGGGUGUUCCUGUUUGCUUCUUUGUGACAAAUGCAGAGUUUAUUACAAUCUUGUCGCAAUGGCUUAAUUGGGUUAAAUCCAACUGUAGCCUGCAUGUCAAGCGCGUGAUGACCGGCUGCAGCCCAGUUGAGAUCAGUGCCUUGGAGGAAGUCUUUGGCCAAUCUUUCCAGAUCCUUUUGUGCCACUGGCACAUCAAGAGAGCAUGGGAGAUGCACAUCAAAAAAGAUAUAAAAAUUACUGGAGCCACCCACAAAAGCAAACGUGAACAGGAUGCAGUUCGGGUGGCUUUCAACUUGCUGAUGCAUGCCAGAAGUAAGGAGGCAUUUAACCAGCAAUACAAGGAAUUUGUUUCUAGAUUUGCUGGACAUGCCAAAUUUGUGGCAUAUUUUGCCACACACUGGCAUGCUAAGUAUGCCAGAUUCCACAUGAACAAUCUGAUUGAAUCCUACCAUCACAUCUUGAAAGCUUACUACUUGGGCAGAUCAAGAAACUUCCGGGAUAACCGGUUGGUUUACAUGCUCUCCCAAGUAGUUGAGCAUGACUAUAGACAAGAGGGUCUCAAGAUCAUGUCUACAAGUGUUGCUCCUUUACUGACAAUUCUGUUUGGUACGAGCUCUUGGUCAAAGAGAAAGUACUGUCAGUCUGCUCUUGUCCAGACCCUAAUCAUUUGUCUUUCUAUUGCUCAGAAUCAAGAAGUUCAGGUAGUUGGCCAAAGUGAGGGGAGUGCUAUGGCACAGAAUAGACUGCGUGCUCUGGAGUUUGUUGAGAGAUAUAACAGCUUGAUCAAUAAGAUUACUCAAGCUUUUAGUGAAAGAAAUGCCGUGGUAAGAGAUACUGCCUCUGGAAUGGACAUCACUAGCCAGAUUUUGGAAGACUGUUUGUCUUCUUUGAAAGAAUCUGGUGGUGCCCCCCAGCAGAAAUAUAGAAAACAAUAA
Molecule: messenger RNA, 1596 nt
Organism: Phycomyces blakesleeanus NRRL 1555(-)
Lineage: Eukaryota; Fungi; Mucoromycota; Mucoromycetes; Mucorales; Phycomycetaceae
Exons: 7
Coding region: 1-1596 (531 amino acids)
Source: RefSeq, a predicted model, not a curated record